AUGAGUGGUGUGAAUGGUGGACUGGAUGCACCAGCAAGACCACCGAAUUCAAAUAGUGGAGGAAAAAAUACCGAUACGGAAAUGAUACAACUAGAAUCCGACAGGCCUUAUGAAUGCGAUUGGACUGAAUGCGGCAACGUUACCGAUCAGCCGGUAAAUUUCGAUAAUUACCGACGGUUUACCGAAAUAAUUUUACGGAGUCAUACAGAACAAUCAUGGACGUGUCAGGACUGUAUGUCAGGGAUGCAUAAGGAAUGCAAAGAAUCCAUUUGGUAUCUGCUUGGAACAUAUCAGAAAUUAUGA
Ambispora gerdemannii is the source of this 303-nucleotide messenger RNA. The record is from the annotation of a GenBank genome assembly. Lineage: Eukaryota; Fungi; Glomeromycota; Glomeromycetes; Archaeosporales; Ambisporaceae.